AUGUCAGACCAGCCGACGGAUGCCAUUGACACGCCUUGUGCAAAUACGCCUACUGCCGACAAUCCCACCGACCAGCCUGCCACGGCUGAAGAUCCCCCUGCUUCCACGAUGGGACAUUCUGAAGCAACCCAUGCGGUUGAUAAGCACUCUCAGCAGAUGGAAGCUGAUGUUGAACCCACUCAGCAUGUGGAUGCUGAGCAGAGUACUGAGCAUGCUGACAAGCCCAGUGAGCAGUCUGGCUCACCCCAUGUGCCUGCUCAGCCUGCUGAUGCAGCUGGUGAGCACUCUCAGCAGAUGGAAGCUGAUGUUAAACCCACUCAGCAUGUGGAUGCUGAGAAGAGUACCGAGCAUGCUGACAAGCCUGCUGAGCAGUCUGGUGCACCCCACGUGUCCUCUCAGCCUCCUGAUGCAGCUGAUAAGCAGUCUCAGCAGAUGAAUAUUGAUAGUGCACCCACUCAGCAUGUGGAUGCCGAUCAGAUUGCGGAGCAUGUCGUCAAGCCUAAUGAGCAGUCUCAAGCACCGGACAAGCCAGCAGGUCCUGGCGAGGCUGUUGACACGCUUUCUGAGCAGCCGUUAGCAGCUGAGCCUGCUGAGAAGCCGUUAGCAGCUGAGCAUACCACAGCGCCUGUUACCACCGCACCGGAAACCACAGCACUGGUCACCUCAGCGCCUGUUACCGCCACUCCUGUUUCAACCCCAGCGAGCACGCGGCGUAGGAGCGCGAGGAGGCGAACAGAGGCAGAAGCAGUCGGUGGAUUGGCAGCAACAGGGGGAGCGACAGCAGCAGAGGGGGCGACAGCAGUAUUGGGAGCGGCGGCAGCAGGGGGGGCGACAGUAGUAGGGGGAGCGGCGGCAGCAGGGGGGGCGACAGUAGUAGGGGGAGCGGCGGCAGCAGGGGGGGCGCAAGGGGACAGAGCGGUAGGUGCAGUCGAGGGGUUGCUGCCAGGAGCGCUGCUCACGCCUGGUGGGAGGAGAAUGACUCUGGAGGUGCCUCAAAAGGCGCAAGGGGAUGGCGUGGCGGGUGCGGUAGAGGGGUUGCUGCCAGGAGCGCUGCUUACUCCUGGUGGGAGGAGGAUGACUCGUUCCAUGUGGAGGUCUCUUGGACUGAUGCCGGAAGGGGGGAGCGACAGUGACAGGAGCAGCAUGAGCGCUAGUGCUAGCGCUAGUGCGAGUGCGAGUGUGAGUGUGAGUUUGUCUGGGCUGAGGAGGGGAGGGGCGAGGAGGGGGAGAGGGGGGAGGCGGGGCGCUGGGAAGGCGGAUGGCGGGAGCGAGAGUGGGAUGAGCGCGGAAGGGGAGGGGGAAACGGAGGUGGAGAGUAAGGCGAAAGGGGCGGGGGGAGGGGCAGGGGGAGCGGAGGGAGUUGGGGGGGCGGGAGGUGAAGAGGGUGAAGGGGAAGGGAAGGGUUUGGUGUUGGAGAGGAUUAGUGAGUGGGAGGAGAGGAUAAUGGAGGUGGAAGAAGAGGAGCAGGAGGAGGAGGCGGUGCAUCGGGGGAAAGAGAGGGCCAAGGCCAGGGCUGAGGAGGAGAAGGAGGUGGGCAAGGCGACGGGGAAGGGGAAGGAGAAGGAGAAGGGGGAGGAGAAGGCUAGAAGCCCGAAGGCUGGGCGGAGGGGAGGUGGGAGGGGUAAGCAGGGGAGGACGAGUGAGGAGGAAGGGAGUGUGGCGGGAGGUGGGGGGGAGGAGGAGAGAGGAGGGGAUGAGGAUGGAGGGGGUGAAGGGGAGACGAGUAAUCGGAAGGAAAGUGUGGAGGGGAGGAAGGAGGGAGGGAUGGAUGAGGGAGAGGAGGGCGUGGGAGGAGAGAGGGAGAAGGGGCGGUGUGAGGAGGGGCAGAUGAAUGUCUAUGUGAGGAGGAGAAAGAGGGCAGGAGGCGUGGGGGAGGGCCAAGCGACACCGUCAGGAAGCAACGUGGAUGCUGCUAUGUGCCUCGAGACUAGCAACUCCGCUAUGCGCCAAGAGGCGGGUUCAGGGGGAGGAGUGAAGAACGUGGAUGCAGCACAAGUGAGCGGGGAAUAUGGGGAGGGAGGGGUGGGAGCAGAGGCAGGCGUGAGUGAAGGAGUGGUUGGGGAGAAAAAGGAGCUGGAGGCUGAUGGUGCUGCUGCUGCUGGUGGUGCUGGUUCUGGUGCCGGAUCUGGUGGUGUCGUUGCUGCUGCUGCUGCUAACGCUGGUGCUGCUGGUGCUGAUGCUGACGCUGGUGCUGCUGCUGCUGAUGCUGACGCGGCUGCUGCUGCUGCUGCUGCCAAGAGUGCAGGAGGCGGCAUGGUAGUGGAGUGUGACGAGCAGCUGGAGGAGGAGAGAGGAGAGGAGGUGGCUCCUGGUCCAGGGGGGACCGUGGCCUCUGGGGAGGUGGAGAGGGAGAGGAGGGAGGAGGCGAGGGAGGCAGAGGAGAGGGAGAAGGAGGUGAGAGAGAAAGAGGCGAGGGAGAACGAAGAGGCAGUGAGGGAGAAGUUGGAGGGGGAGAGGCGGGAGAAGGAAGCAGGAGCAAAAGAAGCGAGGGAGAAGGAGGCGCGAGAGAAAGAGGAAAGAGAGAAGGAAGAGGCGAUGAGGGAGGAGCUGGAGAGGGAGAGGCGGGAGAAGGAGGCAGCUGUGAGAGAGGUGCAGCGGAUGAGGGCGGAGAUGAAGUGGCAGAUGGAGCUGAUGCAGCAGCAGGUGGUGCGAGCUCGAAGGUAUUCGAGCUAUAAGAACUCUGUGCGCGCUGCCAUGGCCAUGGCUGCCCAACUGCGCCAAACGGCUAGAUCCAAGGUUGCCCGAGCUAAAGCUCUGGCGGAAGCUCGAAGCAGAACUCGGGCAGGUGAAUUUCCUGCAGCUGGGGAACCUGGGGGUUUGGGCAGGAAGAAACGAUCACCCGGUAAGCAGAGGAAAGGAAUGGAAGCGCCUCAAGUGCCUAAGCAGGGAAGGGUUGGAGAGGAGAGGCAAGGCUGGGAUAUAGUGACGGAUGAGGGAGAAGAGAAGGGCAAGAGGGCGGAUGUGGAAAGGGGAAAGAAGAUUCAGGCGGAAGGGAGGAAGCAGAAGGAAGAUUAUUCUGAGGAGGAGGAGGAAGAGGAAGCAGAUGCGCAGUGGGAAGAAGGGCCGGAGUGGGAGGAGGGGGGAGGGGAUGAGGAACGAGAGGAGGGAGAGGAGGAGGAAAGUGAGGAGGGAGAGGAGAGUGAGGAGGAUGGAAUUCCUUUGAUGCGCAGUGUGCAGCGGGAGGCAUCGUUCAAAUCCUGGGUGAAAGCCGACUCAAAGUCUUCAGGGGGUACUGCUGCUUACAGUGGAGGGGGGUUGAAAAUGAAUGCACCGGGGAGUGGGUGUGCGGGACAGGGGGGUGAAGAGGAGGGGGAGGUAGAUCUGAGGCAGGUGAAUCUGGCUGGUGCUCUAGACCGGGCGUGGGAGCAGGAUGAGGGGGAGGAGGAGGAGGUGGAGGAGAAGGCAAGGGGGAAGAGGAGGAAGAAGAGAGGGCGUGGGGGGAAUGGAGCAGAGGAGGGAGAGAGAGGGGGGAGUGAGUGGGCAGCGGAGGAAGGAGGAGAGGAAGGGGGACGGGAAGAAGCAAGGGAAGAUGGAGGAGAGGAGAGGGGAGAGGAGAGGGGAGAGGAGAGGGGAGAGGAGAGGGGAGAGGAGAGGGGAGAGAGCGAUAGUGGGAGUAGUUCUGAGGGAGGUGGGAGUGCGGUGAGCACGCGGGGAUCGUCGGAUUCACCAGGAUCGGACGGUGGAGAGGGGUUUAGCUUUGAUGACGUGGUGACACGGGCUGGGAUUCUAGAGGAUGGUGGGAUGAAGCGUUUGGGUCUCGGGGCACGGGUGGAGGGAGAGAGUGACCAAGCGAGAAUGCAUGAGAAAGAUGGUGGUGGGCUGAAUAAGGGUCUAGAGGUGGGAAUCAAGGGGGCUGCUGGUGGUGGGUUGGGAGAAGGAGGGGAGGGGAGGGGUGUGGAGGUGGAGGGGGGUGAUGAGAGAGAGGAGGGGGAGGUGGAUGAAGGGGAAGAGGGAGAAGAAGGAGAGGAGGCAGGUGAGUGGGAGGGAAGGAGGGGAGAUGUGGGAGAGGAGGGAGAGGAAGGAGAGGCUGGUGUGGGUGGAGAGGAGGUAGGUGUGGGAGAGAGGGGAAGAGAGGGGGAGAAAGCGAGCCGUAAGAGGGAGAAAGGGGCCGGUGUGGAGGGAAAGGUGCCUGAUGCUAGGAAGGGGGAAGUUAUGACUGGGAUGAAGCGGAAAGGGGAAGGAGAGGUGGAGGAGUUGAAGGUGAAAGGGAGGAAGAGGAAGGCGGGGGAAAAGGGGGAUGCUGUUACGACCGUCGCUGCGGUGCCGCUGCGAGACUUUCGCGGCAGCAGGCGAAUUGGGGUUACCACCCGCGCGAGUGAGGUUGAGAUUCUAGCACCGGGGGCUGAUGGCAGCAACAGCAACAACCCGCCUCUUCCCGUGGCGGGGAUUUUCGGCGACCUUCAGAGCCCAGCGGCCUCAGACUAUUCCAUGUUCGUGCAAGCCAUGGCAUCCCUUCAGCCCCCCAUGGACUAUGUCGCUUUCCUCAACGGGGCUGUGGGCAUGGCAAACGGCAUCACCAUCCUCGCACCCUCUAGUGCCGCCUUCCAGAUCCUCGGCCCAUACACUUCAUGCCUCGCCAAUUACACCCGGUCCGGGCCCAUGCUAGCCAUCCUUCUCAACCACCACAUCCUCCACGGAAACUUCCCACAAUCUGCGCUCUUUGACGGGCGGCGAUAUUUCACCCUUGCUAACACCAAUGUGCUUGUGACCCGGGCGGCAACAGCGGUGACUGUGGAGGGCGCGAGGGUGGUUGAGCCGAAUAAAUUCGCAGGGUAUAACGGCAUCGUUCAUGGAAUAGACCGGGUUUUGUUUCCGCCAGGGAUAACUUCCUCGCUGUACACCAUCUGCAACCAGACUGGGCAGGGUCUGGCAGUGUAG
Molecule: messenger RNA, 4878 nt
Organism: Closterium sp. Naga37s-1
Lineage: Eukaryota; Viridiplantae; Streptophyta; Zygnematophyceae; Desmidiales; Closteriaceae
Source: the annotation of a GenBank genome assembly